AUGUACGGAUCGCGCGGAAGAAUUCUUGAUAUUGUUCUGCGAGAUGGUGACGGAUGGAGCUCGCCAAACGCUUUUGCUCUUGCCUCUCGUCUGAAAUCUUAUUCAGUUUGUGGAGACUUGGAUUUCGGGCAGCAGUUGCACGGGGUUGUUAGACGAGGCCUGUCAGUUCUUUGUUUUGUGAUCAAGAGUGGGUUGGAACAAGAUGAGUUCUUAUGUAGUAGUCCAGUGGAUAUGUACUCCAAAUAUGGUUUGUCUAUGGAAGCUCAUAAGGUCUUCAUUAGAACUAUUGAUCCUGAUAUUGUUGUCUGGAGUGCGAUUAUAUCAUGCUUUACUCAGCUAGGAUUGAACACUGGGGCAGUCGAAUUGUUUAGAACUAUGGAGAGCAUAGGAGCCAAAGCAAAUCAUCGUACUCUUGCGAGUGUUGCAAGUGCUGCUUCUGAGUUAGGCGAUCUAGCUCUAUGUGCAAGUCUUCAUGCAUCCAUUUUGAAAAAUGGAUUUGAAACAGGAAUAGAAGUUGGCAAUGCUAUAUUAAACAUGUACACGAAGAAUGUGGCUGUAGGAGAUGGGUGUGUGAUGUUUGACACUAUGUUGUACCACGACACUGUAUCCUGGAAUUGCCUUCCUCUGGAUUUCACAAUGGAAAUGCCUGUGAUAAAGGGCUAA
Zingiber officinale is the source of this 663-nucleotide messenger RNA. Its product is annotated as putative pentatricopeptide repeat-containing protein At3g23330. Lineage: Eukaryota; Viridiplantae; Streptophyta; Magnoliopsida; Zingiberales; Zingiberaceae. Bases 1 to 663 code for a protein of 220 amino acids. Gene Ontology annotation, biological process: RNA modification. Gene Ontology annotation, molecular function: RNA binding; protein binding. The record is from RefSeq and is a predicted model, not a curated record. The transcript has a single exon.